Molecule: messenger RNA, 1485 nt
Organism: Microdochium trichocladiopsis
Lineage: Eukaryota; Fungi; Ascomycota; Sordariomycetes; Xylariales; Microdochiaceae
Product: glucose sorbosone dehydrogenase
Exons: 2
Coding region: 1-1485 (494 amino acids)
Source: RefSeq, a predicted model, not a curated record
AUGAAGAGCACAUCAGCUCUCGCGGCCGGCCUGGCCUGCUGUGCUGCCUCGGCCGUCCUGGCGCAGGAGUCAUGUCCCAUCACCCUCCAGCCCGCCUAUCCGCAGCCGGUAGUGGCCGACGGCUUCACAGCUCGCCUCAUUGCCUCGAACCUCAGCCGCCCACGCAGCCUGCUUUUUGAUGCCUCGGGCAAGAUGCUCGUUCUCCAGCAGCGCAGUGGCAUCCGCCGCCUGGGCUUCACCGAUCAUGGGAGCACCUGUGUCGAGGUCACCGAGAACACCGUCGUCAUCAACGACACCUCGCUCACACACGGCAUUGCCCUCUCCAACGACGGCAAGACGCUCUUUGCGUCAUCGGCCACGCAGGUCUUUGCCUGGGCCUACGAUGCAGCGACGGGCACCAUCAGCGGCGACAGAAAGGUCGUCAUCAACGGCAUGGGCAACAGCGGCCACACGACCCGCACCCUUCUCAUGUCGGCAAAGUCGCCCGGCACCCUCAUCGUGUCCUACGGUAGCAAUGGCAACAUCGACCCAGAAGCCCUCAACGCCGAGUCUGGGGUCUCCCAGAUCCGUGCCUUUGAUGUCAGCACUCUGCCCGCCCAGCCCAUCGACUACGCCUCGGGCGGCAAGCGUCUGGGCUGGGGUCUGCGCAACUCGGUGGGCGUGGCCGAGGAGCCCGUCACCGGAGGCAUCUACAGUGUCGAGAACAGCGCCGACGAGCUCACGCGCGACGGCACUGAUAUCCACCAGAACAAUCCCGGCGAGGAGCUCAACUUUCACGGCACCCUCAACAGCACAGCCGAGGGCGGCAACCAUGGCUACCCGACCUGCUUCGCCCUCUGGGACACCAACGUCCCUGCGGUCGGUGAUCUCACCACUGGCAGCCAGUUUGUCACGAAGACGGAUGGCAGCAACGGGGCUACCGACGCCCAGUGCAAUAGCGACUAUGUCUCUCCCCGCCUGACCUUUCAAGCCCAUACGGCGCCUCUCGACAUCAUCUUUGCCCCUGAUGGUAGCGCUGCAUAUGUCUCUUUCCACGGUAGCUGGAAUCGCGAUGAGCCAGCUGGCUACAGGCUCAGCAGCAUCGCCUUCGCCAACGGCGAGCCCGUAGCUGCCGCAGACAGCAAGACCGCGCUUGUCGACGUUCUCUCCAACCCAAGUCUCACGGCCUGUCCGGAUAACUGCUUCCGGCCCGUCGGCCUCGCCAUCGACAGCGCCAACAGACUCUUCAUGACGUCCGACUCCACGGGGGACAUCUGGGUCCUCGACUCUGCCGAGGCGGCCACCGCUCUCAGUGGUGGCGGGCAGACCAGCUCGGCUGCUUCCAACCCUGCCACAAAGUCAUCGCCAUCUCCCGUGCCUACAGGUGCUGCAGCCCCGUCUCGCGGCGGAUUCGUUGGUGUUGGUGGCAGUGGGAGUGGUAAUGUAGCCGUGGUCGGUGCUGUUGUCGCGGCGGCGUGCUUCGCAUUCACGACGCUCAUGAUCUGA